AUGUCUUCGUCUAGUGCCUCUGAUUCUGAAGACGAGGCUGCCUUUGGGCGCUUGGUAAACAUCACCGCUGCUGACCUCGUCGCCCUCGGCUCACGGAUACGCGAGCUCGUUUCAGAGGCUAAGACCUCCAAUGGCUGCCUCGUGGAGACUUUCAGUGGUUCCUUCAAUCUCGUGCACAUCCUUCAGCUUGACAAAGCUAAGAUGGUCAUUCGCAACCCAAUCAGCGGCCAGUUCGGCGACUUGUCUGGGCCAUCCAAAGAAGCGCUUGAAUCAGAGGUCCAGACUAUAAACUAUAUCCAGGAGCACACCAGUAUCCCGGUCCCCGAGGUCUUCCACUUCGACACGACGGCAAACAACGAGAUUGGCGCACCUUGUAUUGCCGUGAGCUACAUCAGCGGACGCACUGUCUCACGCCUCUGGUUCGACGCCGCUCGAAGAGAGACGGCGAAAUAUCUUGAAGCAGCUCGCGCAAGCCAUGUCGCAGCUCAACAGACUGCACUUCGACAAAGUCGGUUCGUUGAUCGCAAGCUCCCAAGGCGGCGGUCACGACCUCGGCCCUUGCUAUUAAUGGAACUAGGCGGAGGAUGGAACGCUCAGUGUUGCUCCCUCGGGUCCGUUCUUAACAACAAUACCUUCCUGAAGAGAUUCUGGGCCCCAACCAAUGACAAAAGCCCGUAUGCCGUUGGUGCCACGAAGCUCUUGGAGGAAAUGCUGCCACUCUUGCCCCAUUCUUCUGAGUACGUCCUGGCUCUGCCCGACUUUGACCCUCAAAACGUUAUGGCAGAUGGCGAAGGCAACAUCACCGGCUUGAUCGAUUGGAACAACGUCCAAACCGUGCCUGGAUUCAUAGGAUGCCUACGGUAUCCCGGCUGGAUCACUCGCGACUGGGACCCACUCAUGUACGGUUGGCCCGAAAGUAGCGAGAACUCACCGGAGGAGUUGCAGAAGUACAGGGCGUACUGCCUCUACGAAAUGAAGCAGGCCCUCAAGCCACAAGACAGGGAUGAAUGCAGACUCACUGAGAAGUCUCACAUCUUUGAGGCCUUUUGGAUCGCUGUGUCGAAUGUGGGAAAUAGGACAAGCAUUUGUCAAAAACUUGUCGAGGAGGCCAAGCGCAGACUCGACAAAAAGGCGACGCCAGAUGGUUUGGACCAAUAUGCCCUCAAUAUACUUUAUGGCAUUUCAGCUGGAAAGCUGGAGGAUGAAGAUUCGAAGGGCUUGAGAAAAGGACUACAAGCACUGAUGACACUUUGA
Messenger RNA from Diaporthe citri, 1254 nucleotides. RefSeq lists its product as uncharacterized. NCBI's taxonomy places the organism in Eukaryota, Fungi, Ascomycota, Sordariomycetes, Diaporthales, Diaporthaceae. The transcript has a single exon. Bases 1 to 1254 code for a protein of 417 amino acids. The record is from RefSeq and is a predicted model, not a curated record.